Molecule: messenger RNA, 1702 nt
Organism: Schistosoma rodhaini
Lineage: Eukaryota; Metazoa; Platyhelminthes; Trematoda; Strigeidida; Schistosomatidae
Source: the annotation of a GenBank genome assembly
GGCAAGCUUUCAAAGUAAUGUUUACCAACGACAUGCUCGUUGGGUGUAAACUUAUCGUUGACCAUAAACCACAUGAAGAAUAACUAUAUUGAUGCAAUCCACGCAGCAAGCAAAUAUAUCAACUAUUAAUGACAGAAAUUUUGUGAAGAGUAUUGAAAAGCAGAUAAUUCUGACGAUUCAUAAUCAUGAAAUCUGCUGCUGAUGGUGUUGUGUACCACAUUACCAUAACAACCGAGUGGGUACGGGUACGAAAGUUGGAGGUCGUCGAAACUUAUGUAUAAGCUUGAUUUGCCAAUAGAUACUAAAGAGGCUGCAGCGAUUGAACUAAGAAGAAGAAGGGAGAAAGAGCGUCAAGAACGUAUUUUCGACCCCCGUAUUCGCCAAAUUGGGAUUGAUGACGAAGCUCUUAAACAUCAGCUGGAGGAGAAGAAACUUCGAGAGCUGGUGGAGAAACAACGCGAUUUAGCAUAUGCUGCUGAUGCAGCGCGUAACGACCGAAUUGCGUGCUUACUUGAGAAACGACAACAUGACGAUGAGAGAGAACUCGCAAAGAAUCUUAAUAAAUUCAGAUCCAUUCAUCAACAGCCUGAAUCAAGAAGAGAAUUUGAUCUUUACGAUCCGAAUGCAUUGAAAUUAGACCGUCCUGCUCGUGUUUCUGAUGAUGACCCUCGAUGUGGUGUUGCCUCUCUUCAAAAGUUUGAUGGUGAAGACUUGAAUCUAAAGGCUAGAAUGAAGUAUCAACGAGAACAGCUACAAAACUGGUUUGACAGACAGAUAGAAGAAAGGAAUAGGGCUGAAAACGCUAAGAAAGAGGCAGACAGGUUGUAUGAUCUUAAAAGAAGAGAAUUAGAUCAACGUGCAUGUGAACUUCAAAAAGCUGAGGAAGAAUGUCGACGAGCAAUAAAUGUAGCCAUGCAGAGAUAUAACAAGUUAUUAAAAGAAGAAAGCGAUCAAAAAGCUCUUCUUAAAGCAAAACAAACAGAAGAUGACAAUAUGAUAGAGAUAUGCAAUGCAAUAUAUGGUGAUUUUCUGAGCGAGAAUCCUGCUCAAGCAAUAUCUGCCUUUGGAAUUAAUCGAAUAAUUCCUGACCGUUACAAAGGAAUGACUUUUGAACAGAUAAAAGAUAUUCGUAAAUAUCAAGAAGAACAAAUAAAAGAAAAACAGCGUCAGUUAGCAAGAGGAAAGCAAGGGGAUGAAGAAUGGGAUAAUCAACUAUUAAAAUCAGCUAGACUAGGCUUGUUGAUAGAAAGAGAAAUUGAACGCUCCACACGUGAAAUAAAUCGAAAAGUGGCUGAAAAAAAUCUUCAACUAGCUCACGAACAGAAAUCUUUUCAAGAUUACUUGAACAGAGAACUGUAUACUAACCAACCAACUGGCCAAUAUUUCACCCAAUUCAAUACUACAUCACGUUAAAAGAAAAUGAUAUACUACUAUUAUCAAUAAAUAUAUGUUAUAUUCCAUAUUGAUUAAAGAUUUAGAACAAAAUUUUCAAAAAAAAACACAAAAACUUAUCAACUUUCAAUUUCAUUUUUUUUUUAAAGUUCAAGAUAAGUCAACUUAUUUUACUCUUUACAAACAAACAACCAAACAAUAACACUAAUAGUAAUUAAUAAAACGUGUAAUACCUUGACAACAAUAUAUAUCAGUUAUACAAAAAGGUUUAGGUAUAAGUUACUAGGAGUUAUUAUUAUUAUUAUUAUUA